GGAAACUGAGGGUUGGUCUUUUCUGCCAGGUAGCAAAUAACAGGAUGAGAGGAAAUGGUCUCAAGUUGUGCCAAGGGAGGUUUAGAUUACAUAUUUUAAAAAAAGAAAAUAUGGAAAGGUUUGUAAAGCAUUGGAGCAGACGGCCCAGGGAAGUGGAGUCAUCUUCCCUGGAUACACCAUAUCCCAGAGUCAUAACCCCUCUGGAUAUGACACUAAAGGACAUGAUUUAAUGUUGAACGCAGUGGUAGUGCUGGGUUGAUGGUUGGACUUGAUUAUUCCAAGAGUCUCUUCCAACAUUAUGAUUCUAUGAUUCUAAAUAAGAGUAAUAAUCAAGUUGUACUGCAAAGGCAUCUGAAAUGCCAAGGAACUAGGAAAAUGGGAUGCUCUAUAAUAUGCCACUGAUACUUCCAUUAAGUGUAAAACUCAAAAAAACCUAUAAAACCAAAGCUUAGUAUAAGCACUUUGGCUCAAUUUUGAAUUUUAUAUACUACUUCUAAGUAUAUGCUAUAAACAGAGUCAGCUUGGAAGAAAAUACUUUAUCCUUUUCCUAUGAUUAAGGAUAGAAAAUAGCAAGACAGGCACAAUCAAAUAAACCCAAAUGGGAUCAAGUUUUUCUGUGGUUUAAAGUAAUCUGAUCAGAAAACUGCUUAAUUUGAUAUUUAGUAUAUGUUCUGUGACUGAAUUUUUCCAUAUCAGACUUAUGUGAUAAAACAACAUUAAGCGAAAGUGCUGGAAAUAGGCUGAGUUAUUUGUGAUGAUUUCUUACAUUCUGUUAAGGGGGUUUUGGUUCUGGGAAGUCCAGUAUACCACUGAUGGAUAUUACAUAUCACUUGACUAUGGAAUACUUUUACUGUCUUGCUAAUUCUCAGUGGAUUUUCUAAAUGACAGUUGAAACCAUGGGAAACUCUUGACUGAAUCAACACUUUUGGAAUUACACUGGUAUUUUUGACAUUUGAAUUUAACCCUGUGGUAGAGAUUUGUCUUCCUAAGAUGUCACGAAAUGAGUUAAGGCCACCUUAAAGCAGCACAUGUAGAUGUCUGAAGGACUUACAUGAUUUAUGACAUAAGUUGAAGGACUAAUCUAAUAAAAAUAUCACAUCAGAAAUUUCAACAGGUUUUUUAAUAUAUAGAAUAAUUGCUACAGUAAUACAGACAUGGAAUCCAAGAUCAGCUGUCUGGGAUGCCAGAUGUUAGACUCCAAAGCUAAUGAAGUUUAGAGAGCUCAAAGUUUUAUCCUCUAGUGGGUGCUGGAUCAGCCUUUUGGUUUAUUAAGAAUAUGAAGUUUUAGGGAGUUGUGAGGUGAAAGUUUACGUUCAGAGUGAUACAAAUACUAAUCCUCCCACUGUAUUGCAAUGAUGAAAAGACGAUUACAUUGUCCCAAGACCAGGUAUUUCUAGAUACUAACAUUGUAUUCAAUGAUGUAAGCUGCUUUAUUGUCAGCUGUGGUACAGUACACUAGAUGGGCCGAGGUUGGGCAGUGGCCGUAGCCAUGUUCAUCAUCAGUUACUACAACUGUGUCUGUGAGUAGAAAACCUGUCAUGACUUCCCCAAUGAGAGAAAAUGUAAAUCCUUUUGCCUUGGAUUGUCCCCUGGUUUUCCAGUCGUACAGAGAUCCUGGCCAGCAAUAGAUAUGCUGAGCUUCUCCAGAAUUUCAGUGUGAUGCUUUUGUCUUUCCCAGCAGCUCUGGCUGCUAUUAAACUACCUUGGUACAGAGACUGUCUUCCUUCAUCACUAGCCAGGUUGUUCCCUUUUCUCUUCACAAUUUAUGCCUCUGCAGUCUUGUUCAUAAAGGAAGAAGACUUUUUUCCACAUAGUUUUAGGCUGAUAUGUAUGGAUUUAAGGACACUUCAGUUCCAUUAAAAUCCAUAGCUGUGGAUUCUUGUACCUCAUGGAUGUGGAACUAUGGCUGUAUUGCUACAAUUGAUCACAAAUACAUAGCAAAGCAGAUAGAAACAUUUAAGUCAUACCAGGACUGACUGGCUUUUCUAGGCUAUGAGAUGGAAAAAUGUGCACUGAAUUUCAGCUUUGGUGCAUGGGAGACACUGCAGUAGCUUGGCCUUAGUAUUGUGCAAGAUGUGUUUCUUUGGAGUUAAGUGGUAAUUUCCAGGAUUAUCUGCUGUCUUCUCUGUUUUUUUUUGUUUCUGCUCAGCCUGUAUUAACAUCUGUUUCUUGUUUUAUCUUGGUUUUUUUUCAGAAUCUGUAACGUAAUUUUGACAGCUGCUUUGAUUGUGGAUUGUCAUUGACCCUUGCUGAAGAAACACUUUAUCAGCAAGAAUGCAUCAUAUAGCACUGCUGGAGUCAAUAACUUUUUAUCUAACUUUAGACCCCUACAUUUGUGAAAUGGUGGAGUGGAUACAACAGCAGGUGGUUAAAAGAAGGAUAAAGAGGGAUUAUAAACCUGGUGGUACCCAAUCCACUUAUUUCAAUGAUCCCAAGUGGCCAAGCAUGUGGUACAUGGAUUUGGUAUGGUGUUUACACCUUUGCAUGCUGGUUCCUCACAUUUGCACGUCAGCUCCGAUUUCACCUUUUCAGUCUCAGCACUGCAGUGACAACACCCACCACUGCCAAUCAGAUAUGAAUAUAGUAGGUGCUUGGAAGAGAGGUUACACUGGAAAGAAUGUUGUGGUCACCAUCCUGGAUGACGGCAUUGAAAGAAACCACCCAGACUUGAUGCAGAAUUAUGAUUCGCAAGCCAGUUUUGAUGUAAAUGGAAAUGAUUUUGACCCUAUGCCUCGAUAUGAUGCCAGCAACGAGAACAAGCAUGGAACCCGUUGUGCUGGAGAAGUGGCAGCCACGGCAAACAACUCACACUGCACAGUAGGAAUCGCCUUUAAUGCCAAGAUUGGAGGUGUACGGAUGCUGGAUGGAGAUGUGACAGAUAUGGUAGAAGCAAAGUCUCUAAGCCUUAAUCCCCAGCACAUCCACAUCUACAGUGCCAGCUGGGGCCCCGAUGACGAUGGUAAGACUGUGGAUGGACCUGCUUCUCUAGCACGUCAAGCCUUUGAGAACGGCAUCAGAAUGGGACGAAGAGGCUUAGGUUCAGUCUUUGUUUGGGCGUCUGGAAAUGGUGGAAGGAGUCGAGACCACUGCUCCUGUGAUGGCUACACCAAUAGCAUCUACACUAUCUCCAUAAGCAGCACAGCUGAAAGUGGAAAAAAGCCGUGGUAUCUGGAAGAAUGUGCAUCCACACUAGCUACAACGUACAGCAGUGGAGAAUCCUAUGACAGGAAAAUAAUUACUACAGACCUGAGGCAGCGUUGCACAGACAGCCAUACUGGAACUUCAGCAUCUGCACCUAUGGCUGCAGGCAUCAUUGCCCUGGCACUGGAAGCAAAUCCAUUUUUGACCUGGAGAGACGUACAGCACAUUAUUGUCAGGACUUCGCGUGCAGGACAUCUGAAUGCUAAUGAUUGGAAAACCAAUGCAGCUGGUUAUAAGGUGAGCCACCUUUAUGGAUUUGGACUGAUGGAUGCUGAAGCAAUGGUGACAGAAGCAGAAAAGUGGACAACGGUUCCUCCACAGCAUGUGUGUGUGGAGAACACAGAUCGGCAAAUCAAAACAAUACGACCUGACAGCAUUGUCCGUUCAAUUUACAAAGCCACUGGCUGUUCAGAUAAUCCUAACCACCAUGUGAUCUACUUGGAGCAUGUUGUUGUACGUAUCACUAUUACUCACCCUCGACGUGGAGACUUGGCAAUUUACCUAACCUCUCCUUCUGGAACUAGGUCACAGCUCUUGGCCAACAGGUUGUUUGAUCAUUCCAUGGAAGGAUUCAAAAACUGGGAGUUUAUGACUACUCACUGCUGGAGUGAAAAAGCAGCAGGUGAUUGGAUCUUGGAAAUCUGUGACACUCCAUCUCAGCUGAGAAAUUUCAAGACUCCAGGUAAAUUGAAAGAGUGGUCCUUAGUACUGUAUGGAACAUCCAUCCAGCCUUACUCACCAAGAAAUGAUUUUUCCAAAGUGGAAAAAGUGCGCUCCAGUCCAGUUGAAGACCCUACAGAAGAUUAUGCAACAGAUGACUAUUCAGGUCCCUGCAAUGCAGAAUGCAGUAAAGUAGGGUGUGAUGGGCCAGGACCAGAUCAUUGUACUGACUGUCUGCACUAUUACUACAAAUCUAAAAACAACACAAGGAUCUGUGUUUCAACCUGCCCACCUGGUCACUACAAUGCAGACAAGAAACGAUGUAAAAAAUGCUCACCCAAUUGUGAAACCUGUGUUGGAGGCCAUCAUGACCAGUGCAUGACCUGUAAAUCUGGCUACUACCUGAAUGAAGUAACCAAUAGCUGUAUUACCAACUGCCCUGAUGGGUUUUACCUGGACAAGAAUAAGAUUGUCUGUCGUAAGUGUAGUGAAAACUGCAAGACUUGUGUUGAAUUCCAAAUCUGCACAGAAUGCAAACAUGGCCUAAGUUUGCAUGGCACCAGAUGUGCUAUCCGCUGUGAAGAAGGAAAAUACCAUAAUGGCAGAGAAUGUGAACCAUGCCACCGUUCCUGUGCAACAUGUGCAGGUGCUGGAGUAGAUGCCUGUAUAAACUGCACGCAGGGUUACUUUAUGGAAGAUGGAAGAUGUGUGCUGUCCUGUAGUAGUGGUUAUUACCUUGAUCACUCCACUGAAAGUGGAUACAAAAGCUGCAAAAGAUGCGAUGCCAGCUGUUUGGAUUGCAGUGGCCAAGGAGAGAGAAACUGUACAAGCUGUCCAAGUGGCUAUAACCUAGACACUGGUGUCUGUGUCAUUGGAACAGUAUGCAAGGAUGGGGAAUAUCUUGAUGAUUCCCAAGAAUGCCAGUUGUGUGAAAUAUCCUGUCAGAAAUGUAUUGGACCUGAGCCAGACAACUGCAUCAGCUGCCCGCUCACAAGAGUCUUUGAUGACGGCCACUGUGUUAUGCAAUGCCCCAGAGGAAAAUUUGAAUUCAAACAGCACUGUCACUUGUGCCAUCACACCUGCCUGGACUGCAGUGGAAGUGAACCUAACAAAUGCACCACUUGUGGAACAGACAGAAGAGGCGUGGAACGCUUCCUGUAUCAUGGGGAGUGCAGAGACAGCUGUCCUCCAGGUCACUACCACUUGGAGCAUUCCUGUGUGCCUUGCCCUGGCCACUGUGAGGUGUGCCUGAACUCCAGCCACUGCAAAAGAUGUUUCAGAGGCUACUACCUUGCUCAAAAUAUGUGUAAGAAGCAUAGUUGUAGAGAAGGUGAAGUGGAAGAUCGUGACUCUGAUGACUGCAUAUCAUGUCCAGAUGGAUGCCAGAACUGCAGACAGGAUGAUCCAAGAAUCUGUAUAACAUGCAUUCAAAACUAUUACAUGUAUAAGCAGCAUUGCUAUAAAUACUGUCCAGAAAAUACCUACAGAGAUGACAGCUCUUGGCAGUGUAGAGAUUGUUCUAGCAACUGUGAUAGCUGUGACAAGGAUGGGUGUGACUCAUGUGAGGAAGGCUUCUAUCUCUCAAAUGGCACCUGUGUGAGUGAGUGUGGAGAUGGCUUCUUUGCUGAUGGCAUCUCUAGAGAAUGUGAGCCUUGCCACAGGAGCUGUGUAACCUGUGUUGGGCACAGUUACAAGGACUGUACUGGGUGCAAAAACAGUUUCCAACUGUCUCAUGGGCAGUGCCUGAACCCAAGAAAUUCUUUGCCAGCUGGGAAGUUCUGGAGGGUAAUGAGAACUCCACUUGACACUCAUUGGGCCCCCUUUUGGAGGGAAACAGCAGGCAGAAAUGGAAAUAGAAAAUUGCUGUCCUGUGGCUCUUCAUGUAUGACCUGUGAGAAAUCUGCUGAUGUGUGUACUUCAUGUCCAGAAGGAAAAUUUCUUAACCAUGAUACCUGUAUUUCUCUGUGCCCUCCAAAAUAUUUUGGCAACGUUGCAAGUGGAAAGUGUGAGAAGUGCGGGCAUGACUGUGAGGUGUGCUCUGACCAGUGGCACUGUCAGAAGUGUCAGGCUGAACAGAACCAGCUGCUCUUCCUCCACAAAGGCAGAUGUUUGCAGGAGUGCCCUGAGGGAUAUUUUAAUGAUUCUGAGACUUGCAAGGCAUGCAGUGGAUCCUGUAAGACAUGUAUGGGAAGCGCCACCCAAUGCCUGUCCUGUAAAAGUCCUUUGCUUCUGGAGCACCAGGAAUGUAAAUCUACUUGUUCAGAGAAGCAUUUUGCCUCUGAAGGAAUCUGCAAACAUUGCCCUGAAAUGUGUCAGGAAUGUAUUCAUGAUGAAAUAUGCACAGAGUGUAUGGACGAGUUUUUUCUGCAUGACGGGAAGUGCGUGCGGGAAUGCCCUUCACACUUCUACCCGGAAGACAAGCACUGCUUUCCCUGCCAUGCCGACUGCAAGGACUGCAACGGGCCAGAUUCUGAUGACUGCACAGCAUGCACUUUCAGCUUGUUUGUCCUGUACAAUGGCAUGUGUUUUGAAGAGUGCCCUGAGGGGAGUUACUAUGAAGAAGCCACCCAAGACUGCCAAGCAUGCAACACAACAUGCCAGACUUGUUCUUCUUCCACCACCUGCCUAACUUGCAGAAAUGGAUGGAUAUUGAACCAUGAUGGACACUGUAUGUUAUCUGGAUACUGCUCUCCCACUGAGUACUACCUUGAGGAAAUUCAGACCUGCAAAUCUUGCCACAAGAAAUGCUUCCACUGCUCAGGACCUACUGAAUAUCAGUGUCUUAGCUGUGUAAAUAACUGGUAUCUUCUCAACAGAACCUGUGUUGAAACAUGCCCAGACGGAUAUUAUGCUGACAGCACAGAGAGGCAAUGUUCUGCGUGCCAUAGCACCUGUGACACUUGCACUGGAAAACAUAGCUCGCAGUGCCUUUCCUGCAAACUGGGUUGGUACAGACAAGGAAAAGGAUGUGUAACCCAAUGUCUAGCAGGGUAUUUUGCACAAAAUUCCACUGGAACAUGUGAGAGAUGCCACAAGAGUUGUAAGGAGUGUAUGGGGCCUCGAGCCACAGACUGUCUUUCCUGUAAUACAUAUUUCUACCUGUUGCACUCCACGAACAAAUGUGUUAGCUCUUGUCCUCAGUACUACUACGAAAACAAGGACAACAACGUCUGUGAGAGAUGCCACUCUUCCUGUUUAACUUGCGAAGGGAAGGGAGCAUUCAGCUGCACAUCUUGUGUAUGGAGCUACAGUUUAUUAAAUGGAAUGUGCAACUCAGACUGUUUUGUAGGUGAAUACAAAGUCCAGGAGACACCAGGACAAAAGGACAACAAACCCAAGUGUGAGAGAUGCGACAGCUCAUGCAUUGAGUGCAAGGGACCUGGUCCUCUGAACUGCACAGUCUGCCCAGCCAGCAUGCAGCUCUUCCUGGAGGAAAGCCGCUGCCUGCCCUGCUGCAGCAACACUGACCCAGCAGAAACCCCAGAGUGCUGUGACUGCAGCAAAACACAAGAUGACUGCAUAUUACAGACAACUCUACCCCCUGGACAAAAAGGCAAAACUAUUUUCUUUGUUAUCACUUGCCUUUUGCUUCUGCUUGUCAUUGGAGCCAUUGUAUUCAUCUGGAGAAAGGCACAAACCAAAACCCAGCCUGUCAAUAAAGGGCGAUAUGAGAAGCUGACAAAUCACUCCAAAACCUUUCCUUCUUCUGUGAGCAACUAUCACAAGAAUCCCAGUUACCAUGAGGAUCAAGUGAUUGAAUACAGAGACAGAGAUUAUGAAGAUGAUGAUGAGGAAGAUGACAUUGUAUACAUGGGCAAGGAUGGCACAAUUUAUCACAAAUUUAAAUAUGGACUUUUGGAAGAUGAUGAGGAAGAUGAGCUAGAAUAUGAUGAUGAAAGUUACUCAUUUAGAUAACUUUUUACUAGUUUCCUAACAGUUAGUCCUACUCUACUGUUUUUCCUAUGAAAUGAUAGCUAUUUAGUUAGUUACUUAAUAGCAUCCUCGCCUCCAAAUUUUUUACUAUUAAGUAUUGUGAAAGAAGAAUAAUUUUCAGAAAUAUUUCUAGAAAUUCCCUUUUUCUAUAUAAAUCUUCUCUAGGCUUUUAAGUAGCACUGCAGAUAUAAUCUGGUCAAGAGACCAAGUUUCUAUGCAUUUGUGUGGAGAAUAAUCUUUUCCCAAUAUGUAUUUGUGUAACUAACACAAACUUGUCUUCAGACCUUUUUGAAGAACUCUGCCAAUCACUACUAGAAAUGUGAUAAGCAAGAUGGGUGCACCUACUUGAUGAAUGCCACUAGGAGAGGGUGCCAGUAGGUCACUAAUUUGUGAUGAGAGUUACUCAGCAAUUCAUAAUAGAAGAGGCAACUUGGAGGAAUUUACUUAGAUUUUCUUCAUAAUCACCUGGUGCUCCCUGAAGCAAACACAUUCCACUUCAUAAGCUUCAUAGCGUACUUUCCUGUGAAUUCAUCUAUUGCAGGGUAUUUUAAGAUUUAUUAUUCUAACUACUUCUCAUAACUAUUUAUUAUUCACAGUUUGUAUGAAAUAGAACAAAAAUAUUUUAUAUAUCAGCCUCUGAUUAAUCUUUACUGCAGUGUUUGUCAAAAAAUCUUGCAUUUUACAGAUGAACUUCUUGGUUUACAACAAAGAGCAAUAUCGUCUAUAAGCAUGGCACACACACACCAAUUCUGUACCAUGAGCAGGUGGUGUUUAUAUUGUACAUGGCUAAGGAUGCUCAGACAAUGGCAAAGGGGAUAUUUGCAGUUUUCUGGUAAUUUUUAUUACUAUUACAGAAAUAAAAAAUAUAAUUCUGAAGAAAAGUAUGGCUGUUUGUUGUGAAUAAAUUCGUUACCCAUCUUACACAUGCUGUUACUCACUGCAUUUCAUUAA
Motacilla alba alba is the source of this 8745-nucleotide messenger RNA. It is a transcript of the gene PCSK5, whose product is annotated as proprotein convertase subtilisin/kexin type 5. The record is from RefSeq and is a predicted model, not a curated record. Gene Ontology annotation, molecular function: serine-type endopeptidase activity. Gene Ontology annotation, biological process: peptide hormone processing. Gene Ontology annotation, cellular component: trans-Golgi network; Golgi membrane. The coding region runs from base 2275 to 7776 and encodes 1833 amino acids. The transcript is spliced from 38 exons. NCBI's taxonomy places the organism in Eukaryota, Metazoa, Chordata, Aves, Passeriformes, Motacillidae.